Messenger RNA from Musa acuminata AAA Group (dessert banana), 2508 nucleotides. RefSeq lists its product as uncharacterized. The record is from RefSeq and is a predicted model, not a curated record. Bases 369 to 926 code for a protein of 185 amino acids. The transcript is spliced from 2 exons. NCBI's taxonomy places the organism in Eukaryota, Viridiplantae, Streptophyta, Magnoliopsida, Zingiberales, Musaceae.
CCACUGGCCUUUUACACUUCUAACGAAUCAUCCAAUUGGAAGUCGACACGUUUGCUAAUCAGCACCCGACCAGCGUCUCCCAGCGGCGCUGAAACUGUUCCACUUUUUUUUACCGCUUUGCUGCAGAUCCAGAGCAGCGCACAGCAUACUAUGAUGACGUGUAAAAUUACCUUUGGCUGCUUUUGUCCGUCACGCGGGACGAGAGGUUGUGUCCGACACGUGUCGAAGCAGAGUUGGAAGAGUGGGUGCGGACAUGGUCGGAUGCGUUCACGUCGUCGGUUUGAUAUUUUCACCCCUCGGAGAGUCGGGAUUUAAUCCCGAAUAAUUUAAUGUAGAACAAACAAGCCCACUUUGUAAGGCAACUUCUCAUGGAUCUGAGGGUGACUAUAUCAACCGCGGAAGCCAAGAAGGAAAAGGAGAGAAUAAAGAGGAGGACCGGAACACAGGGGGAUUCAGACACGAGAAACUGUGCACCGACAACCGUUUGCGUCACCGGACGUAGAAGGAGGGGGUGGUGCUCUUCGUCGGAACGGUACACCGGGGAAGGAGGACUGGCGGGAGCAAGGAGGCGGGCGUCGGACUGCGCGAACCGGCGGCAGAGGAUGAAGGCCAAGACCGUGGUGUCCUGGUGGCGGAGGGGGGUGGUCUUCCCCGUCAAGCGAGCUUGGCUCGCCGUCUCCUCCCGCGUGGAGACUCGGAAGCACGGGAAAGGGAUUCUUAAGCUCUAUGAUGAUGUGCAAAUGUGUGGCUACCAAGAUGUGCAGGUUAUGUGGGAGAUUCUGACCAAACCUGAGAUGGAGACACCAAAGAGGCUGAAGCAGAGGAAGGGAUCGAUAUGGCGACUGUCAUCCUGCUGCAGAAGAACAAGAUUCUCCCUGAUGCAAUGGAAAACUAUCAGUGAAACAGUAGAUGAGAAAGGUAAAUAAAGCUUGGCUAUGUCAUGAGAUCAUAACAAGUAGAGAUGACUGUAGAGUCUUGCAAGACUCAGGUGUACCUGUACAUAUGAUAUCUAUCACAAACCUCUCCCAUCAACUGAGGUGGAAGAAGGGUUUUAAGCUGUUGUCAAUUGUAUCUCUUCAAGCCUUUGUUAUUCCUCAUCUAUCUUAUUAACUGUUACAUCACAACUAAACUCUGCUUCCUUCAUGCUCAUAAAAGAGGAUAUACGAAUCUAAACCAGCACCAUGGAAAAAAAUUGGAUCUCAAGUAGAUCCAGUACAGAAGCUUGAUAGCUUUAUUGUCAGUUCUUAAUUGACAUUAUUAGAUUUAGACCUACAAAGGAACCACUGAGUCAACUUUAGGUUUUGAAUCUAUGCAUGUUAGGAUUCCAACUGGAUCCUACUUGACUUGGACAGAAAUAACAAACAUUAGCUAACCAAAUCAAUUCCAGUCACAAAAAGAUUAAAAAAAGAAAAAAAAAAUACAAUGCCUUGGAGCCAUGCUUUGCCACCGCAACCAUCAUCAGAUCCACUUGGUUCUGAUGAUUUGACACAAUGAUGCUCAUGCUAUAAUCUACAUAAACCUUGUAUGCACUAUGUAUUUGUUUAGGAUUUGAGCCAAAAAAGAUGCCAUUGUCUAAAUGCAUCAGAGCACUAACAUUGGUCAAGUCACCAUCUUACAUCCAUUAUCUAUUUGAGCCCACUGCACAGACAGUGACACUCUUCCACUUCCAUUCAGUGACCAAAAUUGAUACAUCCUCAUCCUCAUCACUUCUGAGUUCUAAUUCACAAGCCUAGAGCUUUCUGGGACUAUGCCAAUUUCCUCCUUUUGGAAACUCCUGCAUAAAAAGCUCUACAUCUCUACAGGCACAAACUAUCUGAUGGCAUCACUCCUAGACAGUGAAUAUAUAUAACCCUGUGGGACUAAUUAUGAUGAGCAUCACCAAAAUAUUCUACAAUAUAUGCAACAACUUUUAAACUAUGUUACAGCAUGAUUUAUGGCCUUGCCUUUUGCUUAAACCUUGAGUUUUUCUGACCCAUGACUAAGAAUAUAAUCAAGUACUUACAUGACUUCGAAGUCCCAUAUAAUAAUAUCCUGUCCUACCGGCAAUAAAAUAUUGACAAAUACCUUGAUAUUUGGCCAGUGAAAUUAGGUGUAGUUGUAUGUUCGCCACAUCUGCCAGAUUCUACAAUUCAAAUGAAUAAACUCAAAUCCCACCAACCAAAAGCCAAUGAGAGAAAAAGUAAAGAAGAAAGUUAUUCCAAACACAAAAAACACCCAAAAAUGCCAAUGCAGUACAUACCUCACAAAUCCUAGCCGCCAAAGAAAAAGAGAAAAGAGGAAAACACAUAGAUAGAAAAAAACAUCCCUACACUCAAGUCAGUCAUUAAAAUAUCAGGUUAUGAAUUCUGUGUCAUGCAUAAUGUUAAAAAGUCAAGUCCCAAUUAAAAGCUGCAUUCAGUGUUAUGCAUAAUAUCAAAAUUCAGUACACAUAAUUGCAUCCUUUUCAAGGUGAUAACUCAUUUCAGGUAGAAAUAUGGAACAUCUUAUCUAUUGUUGCUUGUUAGUUCA